AAGACAACGUUGAUAAAGAAAACAAACUCGUAAACUUCCUGAUAAUAAUCACAUAAGUAGUUUGGACUUAUUUUAAGAAAUAAAGUAUACGUAUUUAUUAUAUGAGCUGUGCGAAGAGAAUUCAAAGUAUGUUUAAACCGUUUCAUCUCCGAAAAGCAUGCAGAACGUUACAACUAUUGAGACACAACCACGCCAGGAGCUUGUGUUAUUCUAUUCAUGACCCGCCGUACCUUGACAGUUUGAAACCGAAGAUCCCCCAGUAUAAUCCAGUCAACAUUCAAAUAAAAGGCUACGAUUAUGCUUUAGUUGAAAGUUAUCAGAAAUUGGCUAACAAAAUAGCUUCAUCAUUAGAUUUAAAUAUUUCAGAUGCGUGGGCAACUCCAGCGACGAAAGCCAAAAUACAAAAAUUCAAACCAAAUGGAACAGUUAUCGAUAAAGAAUAUAUAUUGACGACAUACGAAAGAAACAUACAGAUUGAAGAGCUCUCUUCAACAGUGGCUCCCAUUUUGAUAGAACUUCUGCAAUGUGCUCUCCCUCAAGGCAUUUCCUUUCAUCUCCACCUACAUGAAGAGGAAGACGAUGUCAAACGCUAUGUCCCAGAUAUGGAACUGUCCGAGCUAAAAACCCAAUUGGAAGAAUUGGGAGGACCAGUUAAAAAGAAAUAAUAGUAAAAAGUAAAUUGUGGUAAUUACUUCAUAUUUAAUUUUGUAAAUAAAUAGUUAAACAAACAAGUCUUUUAAAUUUGUAUUGAACAAUAAUAAUAUUAAUGAAUUAACAUGUACAAAAACUAACUUUAAAGUAGUCAUUGA
Cimex lectularius (bed bug) is the source of this 809-nucleotide messenger RNA. RefSeq names its product 39S ribosomal protein L48, mitochondrial (gene mRpL48). The record is from RefSeq and is a predicted model, not a curated record. NCBI's taxonomy places the organism in Eukaryota, Metazoa, Arthropoda, Insecta, Hemiptera, Cimicidae. The transcript is spliced from 4 exons. Gene Ontology annotation, cellular component: mitochondrial ribosome. Bases 102 to 665 code for a protein of 187 amino acids.